AGCUGUUUGAACAAAAGCAAAAAAAUUUUAAGCUGUUGUACUUGUAUUUUGAUCUCUGUGUAAAUAAAGUGAAAUGGCAGAAACUAGUUUUUCCCAGAACCAGUUCAGCUGUCCGGUGUGUCUGGAUCUCCUGAAGGACCCAGUGACCAUUCCCUGUGGACACAGUUUCUGUAUGAGAUGUAUUACAGAGUGCUGGGAUCAAGAGGAUCUGAUGGGCGUCUACAGCUGUCCUCAAUGCAGACAGACCUCCACUCCAAGACCUACUUUAAAUAAAAACACUAUGCUGGCUGAAGUGGUGGAGCAACUGAAGAAGUCUAAACUUCAGGCUUCUGUUCCUGCUGGACCCGAAGAUGUGGAGUGUGACGUCUGUACUGUGAGAAAACACAAAGCCAUCAAGUCCUGUCUGGUGUGCCUGAACUCUUACUGUCAAAAUCACCUCCAACAACAUGAGAAUCUCUUUAAAGGUAAGAGACACAAUCUGACAGAAGCCAUUGGACGACUUCAGGAGAAAACCUGUCCAACACAUAAUAAAUUACUGGAGAUCUACUGUCAUACUGACCAGCAGUGCAUUUGUUAUCUGUGCACGAUGGAUAAUCACAAAAACCACAACACUAUAGCAGCAGUAGCAGAGAGGACAAAGAAACAGAUAAUUUUGAAAGAGACACAGAGAAAGUUCCUGCAGAGAAUCCAGCAAAGAAAGAAAGAUCUUGAGGAGCUGAGAGAGGCUGUAGAGUCUCAUAAGUGCUCUGCAGAGAGAGCCGUGGAGGACAGUGAGAGGAUCUUCAUUGAGCUCAUCCAUACCAUUGAGAAAAUCCGUUCUAAGAUGCUGCAGAUGAUCAGAGAACAGGAAAAGGCUGCAGUGAGUCGAGCUGAAGGACUCAUAUAUCAACUGAAGCAAGAGAUUGAUAAUCUAAAAAAGAAACAAGCUGAACUAAAGCAGAUUUCUCAAACAAAUGAUCACAUCCACUUUCUCAAGAGUUUCCAGUCUCUCGCUGUAUCUCCUGAAUCUGCAGAUGAACCCAACAUCACUGUCAGCUCUCUCCUCUCUUUUGAUGAAGUGAGAAAGUCUGUCUCUCAACUCAAAGAAAAACUAGAGGAUUUCUGUCGAGAGGAAAUAGAAAAUAUAUCUGGCAGAGUAACAUAUGUUGAAAUUAUUCCCACCAAUGAACCCGAGAUCAGAGAGGAGUUCCUACAAUAUUACAGUAAGUUCACUCUGGAUCCAAACACAGUGAAUGAACACCUCCGUCUGUCAGUCUGGAGUGGAGUGUUUAAUGUCCCUAAUGUAGUCCAGCAGUAUCCUGAUCAUCCGGACAGAUUUGACCCUUAUCCUCAGGUGUUGUGUAGAGAGAGUGUGUGUGGACGCUGUUACUGGGAGCUGGAGUGGAGCGGUGAUGAUGGUGUGGAUAUAUCAGUGUCAUACAAGAGCGUCAGCAGGAAGGGAGGCAGAAACGAGUGUGUGUUUGGAUGUAACGACCAGUCGUGGUGUUUGGACUGCACUGCCUUGCUUUACUCGUUCUGGCACAAUAACAGCUACACUGAUCUUCCUGUACCGUACGGUCGCAGGAGAAUAGGAGUGUAUGUGGAUCACAGAGCAGGAACUCUGUCCUUCUACAGCGUCUCUGACACAAUGAGCCUCAUCCACAGAGUCAAGACCACAUUUACUCAGCCUCUCUAUCCCGGGUUUGCAGUUCAUUGUGGAUCAGCAGUGAAACUGUGUGACCUAACGAUAUAGAUUACAGAGAGUCUACUGUCAGUUAUAAUGAUACAUGGUUUUUAAGGGAUAGUUCACUCUCAAAUUAAAUUUUGGUAUGUUUUAG
This is a messenger RNA of Carassius gibelio (silver crucian carp), 1817 nucleotides long. Its product is annotated as tripartite motif-containing protein 16-like. Lineage: Eukaryota; Metazoa; Chordata; Actinopteri; Cypriniformes; Cyprinidae. Gene Ontology annotation, molecular function: protein binding; zinc ion binding. The record is from RefSeq and is a predicted model, not a curated record. Bases 74 to 1732 code for a protein of 552 amino acids. The transcript is spliced from 6 exons.